ACUGGUCUGUCGGUGAAGAUAGUGGACUGGUUUGAUUUUGGGCAGACUGGUCAAGGUAGUGGACUGGUUUGUGGUUUUGUUUUUGGGCAGUUGGAGUCAAGGCGCUGGUUGCUAGGCAGUCGGAGAAGUUUCGGUUUCUGUGGGCUGUUGCUUGCUGUUUCGGUUUCGAUUUCGGUUUCGGUUUCGAUUUCGGUGGGAUGCUCGUUUCGGUAG
This is a messenger RNA of Ilex paraguariensis (yerba mate), 213 nucleotides long. The record is from the annotation of a GenBank genome assembly. Lineage: Eukaryota; Viridiplantae; Streptophyta; Magnoliopsida; Aquifoliales; Aquifoliaceae.